Gloeophyllum trabeum ATCC 11539 is the source of this 1245-nucleotide messenger RNA. RefSeq lists its product as uncharacterized. The coding region runs from base 1 to 1245 and encodes 414 amino acids. The record is from RefSeq and is a predicted model, not a curated record. The transcript is spliced from 9 exons. Lineage: Eukaryota; Fungi; Basidiomycota; Agaricomycetes; Gloeophyllales; Gloeophyllaceae.
AUGGUGGUCAAGAGUGAACCGGAUCCACUUUCGCUAGCAGCUCUAUGUCUUGUCUUGGGGCAGGACUAUGAUGGUCUUCUAGAUAGUGGUGAGAUCUACAUCACUCGUUCCGAGUCGGAGGGUAUCUUCGAAGGACACGGAGGUGGAAAAGACUGCAUGAGGAGACUUGUACGAGGGAGUGGGGUGGGGAAGUCAUAUGGACAGGCUUUCUGUACAAUGCGUGUGCCCACAAUGUCUGCAGUGUGCACGAGGGCGGACUUCUGCAAGUGUGAAUACAGCGCUUGCGAGGGACAUACAAUUCGCACUGAGAAUUUUGAUCCACACUCAACUACCAGAGAGGAUACUUGGUAUCAAAAGACGGGGGAGUACGACUUCCGAGCUAGGAAAGCAGCCCUCGAGGAAUCAUGUUUAUACAACUGUUGGGCAAGGAUAUGGUGUGGGGGUCAGGCGGGAGCUGGGAGCUGGGAGCGCGACCAUGGGUGGCAGGUUCACGAUCGAAGUACAGAGUGUGCGAAACCAUUCGAAGUCCAGACGAGCACGCACGCCGACUGGGUCAAGGAUACGACCAGACGGCCCAGCAAAUGUCACGAGGGACACCCGGGAUCUAGUUACGGGAGCGAGCCUGGAAGUCCACAGAAACCGCAGAGAUGGUAUUCAGUCGGCCACACUUGGGGAAAUACCCAGCCAGACAGGGGCCUAACGCUGGUUACGGGGACAGGAACACAAUGCCUCGUGGAGCAUCAAUACGGACAAAACUCGAUACAGGCUUAUCAGAUAACAAGAUCCGGACGCGCAGAAGAACACCUCGUCGCUGGUAGAACUGCGCGAAAACCCAUGAUGAAAGGGGUCCAGGAAGGGCAUUACGCAUACUUAUGGGGGAGUGCGCGUUCGAUAUCGCAAUUUCGGUGCAGGGAGGCCAGGGUUAAUACGAGCUGGGAGUUUGCUGCGGCUAGUAGUCGAGUGAGACCUCGCGUCAGGGAAAGCCGCAUCCACUUAGCCACGGCGCGUCACGAGGGAAGCAGGUCAUCAGUUACGACACAAUAUCUCAAGCUCAAAGCUCACACCUGCUGGAUUGACACCGAACUUGGAAACCAAGGUCGAGGUGGUGAAUCAGAACUUUGUUGGCGUAUUGGGAGCGACGAGGAAGCCAAGUUCGACGAUAUCAGGCAAGUCCUACCUACCAACGCAUCCUGCCGUGUAGUCAAAUAUCAGCACGGACUUACUAGCCAGCGGGAGCGAGACUGA